UCAAUAAGUAGGGUUAGUUAGUUGCAGUCAAAAAUGGUUGUAUUAAAAAUCUACUCGAAAUACUUAAAAGUUGACUAUAAAACGACGUUUUUCUCUAAAGGGACGUUUUUUGUAUUCUUCACAAGAACAUUAUGUAUAAUAUUGCCCUUUAUUUUUGCUUAUAACAGUGGCGGUUUUUGGUUAAAAAGAGACUUUUUCUAUGAACAACCGAAUGUUAGGUUCAAGGGGGAAUAUUUAUUUUAUGCUACCACUACAAAUAAAAGUCAGCCAAUUGUUUGUAGCAAUAAUCCUUUUUAUAAUAAGUUUAUAGGUGAUAUGGAUGUUUGUACUGAUAUUAAAGUCAGAGAAGUCGACUAUAACUUAGAUGGUAAAGUAGACAAACUAGACGUUUUUUUGGAUGUAAAUCUGUCCUAUAAUAGUAAAAUUACAUCAUUUACUUUUAUUUUACCUCUAGAUUAUGACAUUAAAACUGUUUGUCCUUUUAAAAUGGAGUCUGCGAUAAUUUUUCAACAUUUUCUACCAAUUUAUGUAACAAAGUUUUCCGUAAACGCCAAUCUGAACGUCUUCCAAAAUAAUCCACUUCAUUGCCAAAGAGGUAGAAGAAAGUUACAUCUAUAUGAAAAACAAAUGCUUGAAAAUAUCAACAAAUAUAUACCAAUAGAUAAUAUAAUAGAUGAGUACAGCAACAGAAACAUAUCAACCUACUUAACCAAUAUAUACACAACAUUUAAAACAACAAAAACAAAUAAAUUCACUUUAAAUUUAAAGGCCAAAUAUAUGGAGCACAAAAUAACAUACUAUCCUAAAUUCUGGCACAUAAUUAAAUCAGCAUGGAUUCAAUACUUGGCCAUUUAUAUAGUUAUAACAUGGUUCUUUGGAAAAUUAGAAAAAUACAUUUUUGAUAACAAACUGGUGCUAUACUAUGAAACACCGCUCAAAAAAAAAUUGUAACAAAUAAAGUUUUUGUGUGAAUAAUAUGUAUUUUAAUUGAAUUGCAAUUCUUCAAAAUUAGGACUAGAAGCUGGGGCUAAUUUUUGUCGAUUAUCCUCCAAAACUAUGGUUGUAUGAAGCAUAUCUUCAACUUCAACAAAUAAAUAUCUGUAUUCGUAAUUCCCACUUUCAUUCU
Brassicogethes aeneus is the source of this 1126-nucleotide messenger RNA. NCBI's taxonomy places the organism in Eukaryota, Metazoa, Arthropoda, Insecta, Coleoptera, Nitidulidae. The record is from the annotation of a GenBank genome assembly.